This is a messenger RNA of Phytophthora infestans T30-4, 1719 nucleotides long. RefSeq names its product Zinc (Zn2)-Iron (Fe2) Permease (ZIP) Family. The transcript has 2 exons. Gene Ontology annotation, molecular function: zinc ion transmembrane transporter activity. Lineage: Eukaryota; Oomycota; Peronosporomycetes; Peronosporales; Peronosporaceae. Gene Ontology annotation, cellular component: membrane. The record is from RefSeq and is a predicted model, not a curated record. The coding region runs from base 1 to 1719 and encodes 572 amino acids. Gene Ontology annotation, biological process: zinc ion transmembrane transport; intracellular zinc ion homeostasis.
AUGCCUCCACCUUUCCGUGCCUUCAUUGCUUUCUCGCUAGUCACGCUUGCGAUCUUGUUGCCGGCUACGGCACAAGAAGCAUGCAGUGGCCACGGUGAGCUCCAUGGGAACCAUUGCCACUGCGAACAAGGAUACGAGAGUAAAGGUGUCGAGUGUAUCGCUACAGCUGGAACUACCGCGUCUUGUCCGGCUGGUGGCAUCUCCUGGGAGCUGUCAAUGGCGAUGGCACUCGAGAACGGAACGUACACCGUCUCCUUUGCGAGCAACACGGAGAACAUGGCGAUGUUCGUGCUGCCGUUGAACAUUUCAGUGACCGAUACCGUCACACAGGAGGAGCUGGAGGCGUCUGUGGACAAGUCAACAGCGCUGCUUGAAGACGUGACGCUGCCCCGCAACGUUGUCAAGGCGUCACGCGACAUGGCGCCGACCGAUCAACUGCUGUAUGUGGUGCAGCGCAAUAAUGCCGAGGAGCUCGCAGCGCUACAAGCCGAAUGCGAGGCGAACCCGAACAACACGUGGCACGGUGACCACUGCGACGGCCCAGGCGCGCACGGCCGACGACUGGCGUCUGAGCCUAUGACGGUCAACUUGGUUGUCGAUGAAGCCGGAUACUACGCGCUCCACAUGCAACACAACGCGAUCGAGGAGUUUGGCAUGCAAGUGCUCGACGCUGAAGGACAACAAGUUGACGUGGCGUUGAGUAUCGCAGCGGAAGAGGAGGAAGACGAAGGAACGUCAACAGCCAGGAGCGCCACGUCGGCUGUGUGGGCCAAGACAAUGGCCGCUGUGGCGAUCGUCGCUCUGCUUUCGAUUGUCGGCAUCCUGCUGCUGAUUCUCCGUAUCAACGUCCUCCAUAAGGUCAUGGACGCGAUGAUCGCGCUCUCUGCAGGUGCGUUGUUCGGCGCCGCCUUCCUGCAUGUGCUGCCAGAAUCUAUCGAGUUCUACAGUGAAUACGGCCAGAUGAACCUCACGUUGAGUAUGAUGUUCACGAUCGGGUUUGUGGUCGCGAUGGUCGUCGAGAUGGCACUCGAACUCUGGGUGAGCAUUGUAGGUGGAGAGUCCCAUAGUCACACCCACCUCCCGACGUCCAUGCCUCUCAAUUCACCGGCCAACGUGCUCUCGGAGGCGGCUGGCAAACAGUCGGGAACUCCCGAGACGGGCGACUACAACGCGGAAGUCACCACCCCAGCUCCCUCAUGGAACAACAAGUCGGGUGUAUCCACCUUCAGCCUCCAAGUCGACUGGCACACAAUUAAGCCUAUGGCCUACAUUAUCUUGCUGGGCGACCUGUUCCAUAACUUCGUGGACGGUGUGCUGAUCGCCACCGCCUUCCUCGCCUGUGAUGACUCGCUAGGCGUGUCAGUCACGGUCUCGGCUAUUCUUCACGAGCUGCCGCAGGAGUUCGCAGACUUUAUCAUCCUCGUCGAGUCCGGUUUCACGCCGUUCCAGGCUGUUCUCUUCAACUUCCUCAGCGCCCUUUCGGCCUUCAUCGGAGCCAUUGUCGUACUGGCUGCUGUGCCCGUCACGAACGAGACGAUGGGACUGCUCCUCGCUGUUGGCUCGGGAACGCUCGUGUACAUUGCAGGCACUGACUUGCUACCCGGGGUUCUACGUGUCAAGUCGGUGGGUCAGUUUGUGGUCAACCUUCUCAUGUUCGGAAUCGGCAUCGGCGCGUUGGCACUCACAACAUUACACCACGUGCAUUGUAACGCCGGCUAA